This is a messenger RNA of Diabrotica balteata, 2025 nucleotides long. Lineage: Eukaryota; Metazoa; Arthropoda; Insecta; Coleoptera; Chrysomelidae. The record is from the annotation of a GenBank genome assembly.
AUGAACUCGAAAUAUAUUCAAAUAAUCGCAAUUUUUACGAUUUUACAUGCUAUUUUUGUAUACGCAGACGUUGAAACUCUAAAAUCAUCGCUAUCAGACGAACUAGAUCCUCUUCAGGACACCGAAAACUCAGAAGAAAUAAUAAAAGAGCAAGAAAAGAGAACUAUCUUCAAACCGCUUAUUAAAAACGUCGCUUGGGUUAAACAUAAACCAGUGAAAUAUGUAUUAGGCUAUGGACCGCCUGAGGUGAAAAUAAAACCAGUUUUAAGACCAGUAGCUAUAAAGCACUUAGGAUAUCACUAUAACAAACCAAAAAUUCACUUCCAUCUAAAAAGACCUAUUGUUCACAUUCCCCACCUCAGACCUGUUUUAGAACCUGAGUGGAAACCUAUUAUUAAACCAGUUGCCUCUUUAGUUAAACCGGUACAUAUUAUUAAACCAGUUAAACCUGUACAUGUAGAACAUAUUCACGCCGUGAAGCCAGUACAUCAUGUACACGUUGAGCCCGUUCAUGCAGAUCAUUUGCACUUAAAUCCUGUGCCUCACAUAGACCACCUUCACCGAGAACCUGUCGUGCAAGUUGAGCACAUACAACCAGUUCAUGUAACGGAUCAUGUUCAUCAUGUUACUACUGGUCACGUAAACCACCUUCACCAUAUAGCUGCACCUCACCUACACGCAGUACACCCAGGUGUUGUACCUGCUCCAUUUGUUCCUUCAGCACAAUUGUUCGAAGUCACCAAACCUGAUCUGGGCGUUCUACCGUUGGGAGCAGCUUUUCCAACAACUGCUUUAAAGGAAAUACCUGCACCUCAGCUAGUGCCUCAUCCAGUUUUGCCUGUUCCAAAUCCAGUUCAUGUUCAUCCGUUCUUGCCUCUUCCCGCACCUGUUCCUGUAGUUCCAUCGCCAGUUCCUAUUGCGCCAGCACCAGUACAUAUCGCACCAGUUCAACAUGUACAUCCUGUGGGAAGUGUACAUCCAGCGCAUCUUCCAGUAACUCACCUUCAUCCUGUUGAUCAUGUGCAUCCUGUAGGACAUAUUCAUACAGCUGAACCGGUUCCUGAACAUAUUCAUGCAGGAAAUCAUCCUUAUCCUGUAGAACAUGUUCAUCCGCUAGCCCACUUACAUCAAGAUCAUCUUCAUGUAGGACAGCUUCAUCAAGAUCAUCUUCAUGUAGGUCAGCUUCACCAAGAUCAUCUUCAUGUAGGUCAGUUUCAUCAAGAUCAUGCCCAAGCUGUUGGUCACCAGGACCAUGUACACUUAGGUCAUGUACAUUUAGGUCAGUUGCAUCAAGAUCAUACCCAUGCUGUUCACCCAGAACAUGUACACUUAGGUCAACUACAUCAAGAUCACGUGCAUCCCGUUGGUCACUUACACCAAGACAUUCAUUUAGGUCAAAUACAUCAAGACCACAUUCAUCCUUUAGCUCAUUUGCAUCCCCAACCAGGAGUUCAAGUAGAUUAUCAUGGAACACAUAUUCUAAACUCUUUAGGCCCCGAACAACCCCCAACCCAGCAUUUGCUUCCGAAUCAUUACCAUUUGCAAUACCCACAAAUACCCCAACACCAGGCUCCUAACCACGAAGUGCCUUUGGAAGGACAACCAAAUUAUGCCGAUGGAAGUCAAAAUGGUUAUAAUCAACAAGUACCACAAGGCCAGGGUCAACCUCAGUUCAAUGGCUAUCCUAAUCAAUUCCAACAAGAUACUCCUAAUAUACAAGACCAUUACCCAAACCCCCAAGAAGACAACAGGUAUCAACUGGCGCAUCAAGUUAGCAGUCAACAGUUCUUUAGAGAAGGGCAGUUUCAAAUAGGUAAUCAAAAUGAAGACCAAGGUUACUCCUACCCUCAACCAGCUGGCCGUUUCAUCCAGCCAGGUCAAACUGACGUCCAGUUUCCGUUACAUCUACCAAACCAUCCGGGUUUCAACAGAGGAUAUGAACAGGACAAUCAGCAGGAAGCUUCACAGCAACACGAAAGAGCAUUCAAGCCAUCUAUCCAGUUAGAACCACCGUUUAAAAAGUAA